CAAUAGCUGGAAUAAAAGGGGAACAAGGUUGAACUAGGAGAAACAAAAGAACAUGGACUAUUAAAAAGGGAACUAUACCAAGGCGGGACAAAAGGAAAUCAAGAACAAGCCACGACAGACAAGUUGGCCAAGCCAUGGCUUGCUGCAAGGAAAUACGAAGCAGCAGCUGGAUUUAUCCUACCCUGGUUCUCUGCAUUUAUGGAUUUUUCUCCAUGAUGAGGCCAUCAGAACCUUUCCUCACCCCUUAUCUAACAGGACCAGAUAAAAACCUGACUAUCAAUGAGGUUACAAACCAGGUUUUCCCAGUUUGGACAUACUCCUAUCUGGUGCUGCUGUUUCCCGUUUUCUUGAUUACGGACUAUCUGCGCUAUAAGCCCAUCAUUAGUCUACAAGGCCUUAGCUUCAUUAUUACAUGGCUGAUGCUUUUAUUUUUCCAAGGAGUGUUAGCCAUGCAGUGGAUGGAGUUUUUUUAUGGGAUGGUAACAGCCACUGAAGUUGCCUAUUAUGCCUACAUUUACAGUGUUGUCAGUGCUGAUCAUUAUCAGAAAGUGACUAGUUAUUGCAGAAGCAUCACACUUGUUUCAACCACAGUUGCAGCAGUGUUGGGGCAACUUUUAGUAUCUUUGGCAGAGCUAUCCUAUUUUUAUCUAAAUGCCAUUAGUUUGGCUUCUCUGUCCUUGGCCUUCCUAGCCUCAUUUUUUCUACCAAUGCCAAAAAAAAGUAUGUUCUUUCACAAAAAUCAUAUCCCUGAAAUUCCCCAAGGAACAAUGGGACAAGACACAAUGUCAAAUGCACCCAGCAUUAGCGAGCAGCCAAGUUGCCAAGAGGACAAAGAUGUUGUGAAAUCAUCUGUCAUUUCCAGGACAUUGCCUGAAUGCCAGUCCGACAAGCACCAGUGUCAUAUGCUUGUGCAGUUAUGCAAGGAUUUAAAGGAAUGCUAUUGCACAAAGAAGCUUCUUUACUGGUCCCUAUGGUGGGCUUUAGCCACUGCAGGCUAUAACCAGAUUGUGAAUUACAUCCAGGUGUUAUGGGACGACAGAGCACCCUCUCAGAAUUAUGAGAUUUAUAAUGGGGCUGUUGAGGCAGCAGCAACAUUUCUGAGUUCAGUAACCUCCAUGGCAGUAGGAUAUGUGAAAAUUAACUGGGAUCUUUCAGGAGAGCUAGCACUGGGAAUCUUCUCUGCAGUGGAUGCUGGUUCACUAUUUCUCAUGCAUUUUACUACCAACAUCUGGGCAUGCUAUGCUAGCUAUCUAGUUUUCAAGUCAUGUUAUAUGCUCCUCAUAACAAUAUCAACGUUUCAGAUCGCUGUCAAUCUAAGCAUGGAACGCUACGCUUUGAUGUUUGGAUUCAACAACUUUGUUGCCCUGGUGAUUCAGACCAUUAUAACUGUAGUCGUAGUUGAUUCAAGAGGUCUGGGAUUGAAGAUAGUCACCCAGUUCCUAAUUUAUGGCAGUUACUUUGCAGUCAUAGCUGGGAUUUUCUUGAUCAGAAGCAUUUACACAAUUGUCUCAAUCCAAUGCAAAAAGGAAACACAGAACUCCUCCAACGGAUCUCAGAACAUUAAGGAACAAGAAUCAGAAACCAGAUUAUAACCAGCUAUGCAAACAUCUGUAGUUUUAAUGACUUAUCAAAAAUGCCCCUGCCUACAAAACUCACUGAAGUCAAUGAGAGAUUGCAGUAAGGGAAGCAGCACUUAGUCCUUCAUGUACGCCCCUGCUAAAUCACAACAAACUUACGCCAGCCGAAAGAAUUGCUUGAUAUAAUUGAACACCAGAUCUUCAGCUGGUGUAAAUCAAUAUUGUGCCACUGAUCUGGACUGAUCUACACUAACUUAUACCCUUCUGAGGAACUGGCCCAUCAUACUGACAUUUGGCCAAAAAAGGAAAGAAUCUGGUUUGAUUGGAUUCUGAUUUAUUUACACAACAGCAUAACAAUUUCAAUCUAUAGUUAUGCCAAAAAUACCAAGGUUCUUUUCCCCUCUCUCUCAAGCUUUUGAAAAAAUUGUAAAUAGGCUGCUUUCCAUUCAGCAAUUCAGCUUUGCUACUCCAAGUGGGAUGAGGGUUUUUCCUAUGCCUGUAGAAGAAUUACUGACUCUACACCCCUAUAACAUUCCUUCUUAGUUUUGUAUCUAUAAUGCUGUUUCCUCCCCUCCACCUUUAAGAUCACUCUUGAAAACUGGGCCUUUCACUCAUGAUGGUUGGAGAAGCCAGGUUCCCCAGAACAACUGUGAUGGUUAAAUUGAAAAAAAAAAAAAAGAAAGAAAGAAAGAGUCAAGUCAUCAUUAUUUAUAUUUCGAAAGCUGUUGCUUGAACUUCAUGGUGAAUCCAUGGCAAACUUGGGCUGGAAGAAGAGGAAGAAAAUUUAAGAAUCAAGGCAAAAGAUAAACAGAGAAUCCCACUCAUUUGCUUGUGCCUAGAUACAGAGUUAAUUUAAAUUAAGGGCACAUGUUUCUCCGUAUCUCUAAAUUCAAAGAGAUUGUCCAGUAUGCAGUACAACCAGGAUAGGUGAAGUGUGGGGAAAUGUGGUUUGGUACAAUACAGGAAAAUUCCAAACUAAAUGAGUGAGGCAGGAAGAUGCAUCAAAUAAAAAUAAACACUGCAGGUAUAUUCAUUAAGUGCCAAAUCACCAGGUCCACUGAUAUCAGAUGAGGAUUUUCAUGAGUAAGGACUUCAGAAUUUAUAAAAGGCUUGAAGCCCUACAGUUCAGCUGAACAGUGAGAGAAAGUCACAUCCUGAAUGACAGGAGAGAGAUUCAGAAAGCACAGAUCCACCUUGUGGAUGGCCAGCCUCACAUAAGUUAUAUCAAUUCUUUUUU
Gopherus evgoodei (Goodes thornscrub tortoise) is the source of this 2814-nucleotide messenger RNA. RefSeq names its product solute carrier family 19 member 3 (gene SLC19A3). The record is from RefSeq and is a predicted model, not a curated record. Lineage: Eukaryota; Metazoa; Chordata; Testudines; Testudinidae. The coding region runs from base 135 to 1592 and encodes 485 amino acids. Gene Ontology annotation, biological process: transmembrane transport; vitamin transport. Gene Ontology annotation, cellular component: plasma membrane. Gene Ontology annotation, molecular function: thiamine transmembrane transporter activity. The transcript has 6 exons.